Molecule: messenger RNA, 3985 nt
Organism: Rhipicephalus microplus (southern cattle tick)
Lineage: Eukaryota; Metazoa; Arthropoda; Arachnida; Ixodida; Ixodidae
Product: cyclic GMP-AMP synthase-like receptor
Source: RefSeq, a predicted model, not a curated record
AGAGGAGGCGUUGGCCUGGCAUGGGCUUGGUGCAGUUACAGAACACCUAUACUCUACCAUUUAGUGCAGCCUUCUAAGCUGUAUGCGUAGAUGGUUUACGUGCUGUCUAAGAAUUGGAACACAGCGACAGUGUUGUAGAGGUAUUUCAAAAACGCUGUAGUUCAUAUUACCACCACCACCCUCACACACGUCAGAGAGCCAGACGACACGUGACACGUUCUGGAAGAAUCGGCGGCAGCACUAGCUGCACCAACUGGUAGGUGUUCUGUGGCAGCACCCGAUCGACGAGACAAACGCGGCGCCAAAGUUCGUAUCCAACUUUUCUGUGGCUAUUCUGCACUUCGGGCGACCGUUCGCAUACAUCGGCUUCUGUCAUCUUGCGUUUGCUCAGCUCUGACCCACAGAGACCAUGGACAAGAAACGGGAACAGUGUAUAGAUCGUAUCCACGAAGCUUUGUCGGAGGACACUUCUAUCACAAAGAGGAACCAGCGAAUUCUUCGGGAAGUUCUGGAUUGCCUCUGUGUACAGAUGAAGAGUGACCUCUUGUUUGCACGGAUAUUUAACAGAUUGACUUACACUGGAAGCAGCUUCGAAGGGUUGCGGAUCCGUCAAGCUGAUGAGUUCGACAUCAAUUUAGUUAUGAAAUUGCCCAUCCAGGAAGGUGAAUUUAAGAUAGUUGCUGAAAGGCCAGGUCAUGUGAGCUAUAUGCUAACUAUGGCUUGCAAAGAGCGUCUUAAGAAGACCAUGGACGGCCGAGAAAUGCAUUGUUUAUUUAAACUCUUUACCACCGAUCUCAAGUUUAUGCCCACAUGGUGGCGGGAGUGGUUUCAAUCUGUUGUGGACAAAGCCCUGAAAAAUUUUACACCACCAUGUGCCGAGGAUGGCUCUCAACGGUUCACAGUGCAUCAACGGGCAAGUGGGCCUGCCAGGACACUGUUUGUGUACCUUCCAGACCAUAGCCGCAUAGACAUAGACUUGGUGCCUGUAUUGGAGUACAUCUUCAAGCAGCUGCCUGCUGAGGUGCCUCGUCAUGGGUGGUUUAAUGAACUUCUGAGAAAGGGUGAGAAAAGGUGGCUCAUGGUUCCGAAGCCUCCCAAAGACGACGACCACCUCUGGCGCAUUCACUUCCCAUAUGCCGAGCGAAAGUUAAUGAAGGAUUUGGAAUGCAUUAAGCCUACAAUUAGGCUGAUAAAAGCUCUGAGGGACAAGCACAAGUGGGCGCUAGCCUCCUACUCUGUGAAGACUGUGGUCAUGCAUCACAGGCUGGAACACCGGAGCACUGUGUACUGGCAGAACAAAAACCGGUGGACAGUAUUGAAUGAUGUCCUUAAGAGGCUUCAUGACGUCGUGCAUCCUUCUGGGCCUGGAAUCCUGUUCUCUAUACGAUGAAAAUGUGAGCUUAAUCCCAGACAUGUCAAAAGACACAAGAAAAAACAUAGCACAACGCCUUCAGAAAAUUCUGAACGUCUUGGCCAGGGACUCCGACAGAGUUUGCGAGUUUUUUCUGGAAACUACCGAUAGCGCCAGUGUGGCUUCUAAUGUGGAGGAAAAUCUUUGUGACCAAUUGGUGAUCUCUUCUGCAUCGACCACAGAAGUCUGUGAAACGCCUUCCAGCCCUGGAAUAGGCAGCGUUGUCGAUGGCAUGAUUGGUGAAAGACCCUGCCGUCCACUUCUCAGCUCUACAGUGAACGCAUUAGCCUACGAGGAAUGCAAUAGUUGUCAGGCAAAAAGUUGUUUGCAGCGACUUGGAGCAUGAAAAUGGAUGUAACGAUGCUCAAGGUCACAUUGUGUAUUCUAGCUGAUGGUGAUCAUUUGCUUGCUGAGACCAGCUGCAGUUUGUGUGGCUGUCAAGAUCAGAGAAUAGAAGUUUCUAAGGAUAUGUUGGACGGUCUUACAGUGCCGUCUUUCUUGGUCUUGAAGCAAAGCUUUAAGCUGACUGGUAAAGUAGCACCACCUCAGUCAGUGCAAACAAGGCUAACGGUAAUGAAAGAAGGGAAACCUCUUGUGAAGACGUGCUUUUACCUGCAGUUACAGAGGUGUGUUGAAGAGUGUCAAGUAAGAGUGCCAUUUCCACGAGCAGAGCCACAUGCCAAGUUGUAAACAUUCGAAACUGGCGAAAGUUGGGCAAGUGGAAUGGCUGCUCUUUGAAGUGGUCUUCCCAAUUACAUCGCUGUAUCACCUGACACCAAAAUAUGUGUAAAAUUUGACUUACUUAACUACCAUUUGUUUUAAUUCUGUAGUUCUCGAUCAAGUGUAUUGCUUUGUAUAUAUGUAAGAAUUUGUGCCAUGCUUUAUUCCAUUACUAUAUGCCGAUAAGCAAACAAUUGUUUGUUGACCUUGCUUUGUUUUAUCUAUUUCGCAUGCUGUGUUUAUUAUUUCAUUUUUGUUCUGUUGAUAUGAUUAUUGCUCCAAAGUUGUUUUUAUCUGUAACAUGUUCUCCCACAAUGCUUCGUCUGAAGCCUGCUCACUGGUGGUUGGUAUGAUGGCAUCCCGACAACCUGAACUACGAGCCAUUGGUCUUGUUGCACUGCCGCACGCCUACUUGCAUCCGACAUUUGGUGCAGAGAUAUGACACCUGCUGUGUACUUGGGCAAUGCUGUGCGCUGAAUGCUGAUGCCGUGCUCGUACCUUGAGUCCAUCAACCGCCUUCAAGCUUGAGUAUAGGAACUUGCCGGCAAGUGCUUUUGACGCAGGAACACCUCCACCGACUCUUCCUUGCCCGAUCGGACAUACAUAAACACCUUUGAGUUCUCCUCGGGCACCUUCACUGCUUCGUGUGGAUGGAAGCGAACUUGAGGUGGUACCACAGUUUUGCACCUUCCGUUCACACGGUCGUCGCCAGGAAUGUCCGCACUGAAAUAUAUUUUUUUUUUGUCGUGUUCCGGCGCUAACGGCUUAAAUGAAUCAGUCACUGUACAAAAUUUUCUAUUACUGUUAAAAAAAUUGGCAUUUUCGCUCGCGGAUGAGGGAGUUAAAAGUGGAGUUUAAAUCGCGCUACCAUUUGUGCACGUGUUGCACUUGCACACUCCCGUGCCAUCAUUGACACGUCGGUUUGUUGCUGAAGUAUGUGCACCAGAUUAUCAGGAAUCCCUGCCCAUCUCCAUUCGUAACACUUAUUAGGCCCAAUUGCUGCGCAUGAAAACAUCCCACACACCGUGCUCAACACUCCGCACCAAGGUGGCUCCACAUGCCGUCCCUCCCCUCUUUCUUACAGAAGGAUGUUCCUGUAGUGGGGCCGUUGCAGUGAGGGAGGUUACUUUACUGUGAAUGCCAUAUGUAAUUCCAAUGACCGAGUCCGAACCAAGAAAUGAACAAAAAUCAUAUUCUCAAUUAAAGGCGCCGUGACAUGGUUGCCCAACCUGCUUUUCGUGGUUUUCCUAUAAGUCUAUGCACAUAGAAAAAGUUGUCCGUAAUAGAAUAUCUCAGUGCAAAACAAGCCUUAGAUGUCGCCGCCGGCGACUGCCAUUUUUAGCAUGGCCAGUGAUGGAAGUGCUGUUCCAAUUGUUUCAAACUGCUCCAAAAUAGAAAUGCUACUCUGAACAGUAAAUUUUGUCAGUAAUUGCUCCAACCCUGCUCUGAAAUGGCACUAAGAGAAUGAUAAUGAUAAGCUUGUACUGUUUGCCCAGCUCGUAAGUUAAAGAAACUGAAAAUAAUUCGUAUACUAUCAUCUCAGUACGCUACUAUAGUGUGUAGCAUUAUCGAUAAGAACGGGCAUAUUAAGCAUAUGGCUAGUUUGGCAACUUUUAUUUUUCCAGCUAAAUAUGCAGGCGGUGUAGUGAAAUGUGCAAAUGAGCAGAAUCGCUUUUAUUUGGCAACAGUUAUGUGAGACAUGGUUACUUCUAAAAUGUGGUGCUCAGUUUAACUAGGUAGAUUUUUUCGCAGCACAUUUUCGACAACCAGCCAUUUUUUUAAAUGCAACUUUUUAAAAUUUACAUUGAUUGGUGUCUGUGAAAUAUAUAUAAUAAUAAAUUUUGAUAUUGACGA